Molecule: messenger RNA, 4984 nt
Organism: Delphinapterus leucas (beluga whale)
Lineage: Eukaryota; Metazoa; Chordata; Mammalia; Artiodactyla; Monodontidae
Biological process (GO): embryo development; regulation of transcription by RNA polymerase II
Cellular component (GO): nucleus
Molecular function (GO): DNA-binding transcription factor activity, RNA polymerase II-specific; RNA polymerase II transcription regulatory region sequence-specific DNA binding
Source: RefSeq, a predicted model, not a curated record
GUGAUCAUCAAAGACUACAUGAAAAUCUGGUGCGUCCCUUUUAAGAAGCGUGAAACCUCGCCCCCUUCCUCAGAGCCUCACUCCCAGCAACCCUGGCGGAGAGGCGGCACCUUUCCUGGAGGAGGGGAGCACCGCCCCUCGCCAGGUCCUGGAGGCCUGUGAACUACAUUACCCUGAAGGCUCUGCCCCCGUUCCUCGGCGCCCCUGGACCAAUAAAGGCUCAGUAAAGAGGCACUUCCGAGCUAGAGGACUGCGUCUGGGCGGCUUUUCCGGCGUCUGCCGUGGUCGUCAUUUUGUAAACUCGGAUGUGUUCAAAGGUGGGGAACUUAGCAACGCAGGGCCGGCCCGAGGUCAGGGAGUCAGGAAGGCGCUGUGCCCGCUGCUCUGAGCUUAGUCUGAGGCUCGGCGUGGUUGCUCUUUGGCCUGACUCUCUCUCGGGGCCGGGAGGGGCGUCCGUGCUCGGGCCCCACCUUCGCCCACAAACUCUAGCGACGGCGACAGCCCAGAUGUGUCGGAUUCAGGGCCCUGUGACCUUUGAGGACGUGGCUGUGUACUUUUCCCAGGAGGAAUGGAAGCUUCUUGAUGAGGCCCAGAGACUCCUGUACCGCGAUGUGUUGCUGGAGACCUUUGUACUUGUUGCGUCAUUGGGUUGUUGGCAUGGAGCAGAGCACAAGGAGAUAACUUCUGAGCAGAAUGUUUCUGUAGAAGUGCCACAAAUAAAUACUUCAAAGACAGACCUGUCCAUCUGGAAGUCCUAUCCCUGGGAGAGGUGCUGCCUGGCCUUAGACAGUAGUUUGUGUGUAGCUGAAGACCUGGGAACAAUUCCUGUCCAGAAACUGUGUGUGUCAGGUGUGAAAUUUCACCAGCACAGUGGAGGGAAACCCUUUAGAAGAGACAUGGGUAAGACCUUUAUGAGGAGCAACAUAGUCCAUGCAUCCAAGAACUCUUUCACAUGCCAGGAGGCUGGGAAGGAUUUCCCUGGUAGCUCUAGCCUUCUCCAGCACCAGGUCACUCCACAAAAGGACGCCAAGUGUGCAGAGGCCUUUCACAAUGGACAUAGCCUCUAUAAAUACUAUGUAUGUGAGAAAGCCUUCAGCUGCAAACACAAACUGGCUCAUCACCUGAGUGUCCACACUGGAAAGAGGCCUUACGAAUGCAGUGAAUGUGGGAAAACCUUCAGCUUUAAAGGGAUACUUGUUAAGCACCAGAGAAUCCACACUAGAGAAAGGCCUUAUGAGUGCUGUGAGUGUGGGAAAGACUUCAGCUGGAAAAGCUCGCUCGUUCAGCACCAGAGAGUCCACACCAGAGAAUGGCCUUAUAAGUGCAGUGAAUGUGGGAAAGCCUACAAACACAAAAAUUCACUUGUUAAGCACCAGAGAGUCCACACUGGAGAAUGGCCUUAUAAGUGCAGUGAAUGUGGAAAAGCCUUCAGACACAAAAAGUCACUUGUUCACCAGAGAGUCCACACUGGAGAAUGGCCUUAUAAGUGCAGUGAAUGUGGGAAAGCCUUCAGACACAAAAAGUCAUUUGUUGAGCACCAGAGACUCCAUGUUGGAGAACUGCUUUAUAAGUGCUGUGAAUGUGGGAAAACCUUUAUUUCUAAAGUAAACCUUUGUCGUCACCAGAGAGUCCACACUGGAGAAAGGCCUUAUGAAUGCAGUGAAUGUGGAAAAACCUUCAUUUAUAAAGACAGUCUUGUUCGGCACUGGAGAGUCCACACUGGAGAAAGGCCUUAUGAGUGCAGUGAAUGUGGAAAAGCCUUUAGCCGCAAAGACUCACUUGUUAAGCACCAGAGAGUCCACAGUGGAAAAUAGCCUUAUAAGUGUAGUGAAUGUGGGAAAACUAUUUUUUAAAAAAUAUUUAUUGAUUGGUUGAUUGAUUUAGCUGUGCUGGGUCUUAGUUGCAGCACCCUGGAUCUUUGAUCUUUGUUGCGGCAUGCAGGAUCUUUAGUUGAGGCGUCUUUGGUUGAAGCCCAUGGGAAACCUUUUAAAUAGCGACCCACUCACACUUGUUUGGCACCAGUGAAUUCAUAUUGGAGAAAGGCCUUAUGAGCACAGUGAAAGGGGAAGUUCUUUAGCCAAAUCUCCAACCUUAUUGUACACCAGAGAAUUCACACUGGCGCAAAGACUUCUGAGGGCAGUGAGUGUGGGAAGUGAUUUAGCCAAACUGCUCUCGUUUUACACAAGAGAGUUUACACUGGGGAAAUGCCUUAUAAGUGCAUUGAAUAUGGGAAACAUUUUAGUCAAUACUCCACUGUGAUUAAGCACCAGAGUUCACACUGGAGAAAAACUAUAUGAGUGCACUGUAUGUGGAGGAUUCUUCAGCCAAAACUCCCAGCUUACUCAACACUGAAAAGCUCAUGCUACAGAAAGGCAUUGCCAGUACAGCAAAAGUGGAAAAUUUUUCUGUCAGAGUCUGCUCUGACUGAGCACCAGAAACUUAACAGCCCAGAUGGAUCCUGUGAGCACAGUGAACGUGAGAAAGCUUUCAGCUGAAGGUCUAACCUCAUUCAUCAUCAGAAAGUUCUUACUGGAGAAAGGCCUUCAAAUGAGAUGAGGAGAGCAGUGAAUGAGCUGUCUCCUUAGUUAAUACAUCAUACUGAAUAGGCUCUGUGAGGGACUCAUCAUCUGGAAGUUGAAUGCCAUACAUCUGAACAGCCCUAGUGUGCAGAUUGCCUAUAAGUUCCAGGUUCAUAGGAAGCUUUUAAGGAGCUGUGCUCUACUUCUGACCUGUGCAGGGCCCUUGCCAUACUUAAUGUCACUGUGAGUUUCUUAUCUCUACUAAGUGGCAGAUCCCAAUACUGGAAUCAGUCACCUCAGUGUGAUCAGGGUAGGUUGGCUUUUGUGCUCUCCUAUCCCUUGUAGAAAAGCAUGGAUACCCUGAGCACUUGGGUUUUGUCAUUCUCUUAGUUCCUGUCAACUGCCUAUGACAGGACCAAAGCAGCUUUGAUCAUGGGGAUCCAGUCCAGUUUCUCCUGGUGGCUCACAGUGGUUUGCCUUCUUUGGUGGCAUUGUCUAAUACCAUGCUAAUGGUGGAUUUUAUUCAGGUCCAAGUCACCCUGUUUGGGAAUUAUCUGCCUCAGUUUUUCUGCUCUAUGCCAUAAUAAAAACUAUUAUUUAAGCCACCUUUCAUCUUGGGGUUUGUCUACUUUUAGACUGAUGUUGAGAAGCAAAUUGGACUCUCAGGAUGAAGAGGAGUAGGUUUUGUGGGUGUUCCAAAGUUUGUAUACCUCACUGGGGAUAGUAUCAUGGAGAAUAGUUUUCACUAAUUUGAAUUGUUGUUGAAGGUUUCCUGGGGUAGACUGCAGGGCUCUGUGGGACUAAUGUUGUGACCUGGAUGUUAGAAUUUUUGGUGGGUCCCGAGGUCACCCUGAGAUGAGGACAGUUGUAUGAACCACCAGUGUUUUUUGGAGCUGCAUAAGUUCUCUUUUUUCACAUGGGAUGUCACAUCAUGACCCCAGUACCGUUCAAGAGAAAAGUUCUCUAGGUCCAGCUGGAAAAGAGCCGUGUGCCAUAAUGUCCACGUGUGCUAUGAUGUACGCAAUGUGGUAGGCUGGUGUUCAUGAGUGUUAGAUUACAGAUAUCAGGAGGGAACCAUAUUUGGUACAGAAACACUCUGGGAAUUAAUAGGAUGUGAGAGACUAGCAACAAGAAGGGAUGAGCCUUUUCUAAAGCUGCAUCCACGAAUGUUCCCAUGACUGGCUGUUUAGGAUAAGGUUUUUGCAGAAAUUCUCAGGAGGUACAGAGCUACUUCUCUCCCCCUGAGCCCCCAGUCUGUGUCAGACUGAAUAACGUAAAGGUUUUAGGAUUUCUAUAGCAUCUGCCAAUUUUUUAUCUGAAGUCCACUGUUGCACAGUGAAGACAAUGGGGAAUGAGAGUGGAAAUCAUGUAGUUCAGGCAUGUGAAUUUUAGGACCCAGGCAGAGUUCCUGGAUAACUUAAGUGGAAACACGUUUUAUUGCUCACCAGUCUUCAUUGCUGCUGUGACAGAAUCCCCUCAUGAGAGUAGGAGAGGUGAUGGAAUUGAGCUGUGGUUGCCACAGUUUUACUGAAAAGAGAUUCAGAAAAGAAGUUCAGAUUUUUAUGUGAAACCAAUUCCUAUUACAAUUUAAUUGAGCUGUAUAGUUUGUAUGCAUUGAAAUGAACAUACCUAAAAUGUACAGCUUGGUAAAUUUUAAUACUUCUAAAGCCAUGGAAUCAUCAUCAUAAUAACAAACAUCCAUCAUUCCCAUAUCAACUUCUGACAUCUCUCCCAGGACUCUCAGGUAGCUAGUAUUGAUUUACUUUUUUUUUCCCCCCAGCUAUGCUGCACAGCUUAUGUGAUCUUAGUUCCCCAACCAGGGAUUAUACCUUGGCUGUGGCAGUGAAAGCACAGAUUUCCAAUACCUGGCCUGCCAGGGAAGUCCUUUGAUUUACUUUUUUCCCAUUCAAUUAGGUAGUGUUUUCUAGACUUUUAAUAUCACUGUGAUCUUAAUGUUUACUUUUGUAUUUGUUUUCUUCUUUCACGAUGCAUAAUUAUAUUGAGAAUCAUCUAAUUUGUCUACAUGAAGAGACCAUUUUUUUAAUAUCUGAAAAAUGUAUUGUUUAAAUAUACCAACAUUUGACUGUUUAUCCAUCUCUCUGUUAAAGGAUGAGGUUUUGUGGUUUGUUUCCAGUUUGGCUAUCACAGAUAAGCUUACUAUGAACGUGUACAUAAAAUUCUUUAUAUGAACAUAGGGAUUCUUAGUCUAAAGUGAAUGGCUGUACCCAUUUGCAUUCCCAUCGGCAGUAUGGGAGCAUUCCAGUUCCCCUGUAUUCCUUACCAGAACUAGGUAGGUAUGGCCUGUAUUUUUAAUAUUAUCUGUUUUAAAAGUGUGGAGAUGUAUCUCACUGUGGUCUGAUUGUAUUUCCCUAGUGAUUCAUGAUGUUGAACAUUUUUAUGUUCUUUUGUCAGAUGUAUGUCUUCUUUUUAGUACAUAAGAAGACAAUAAAUGUGUUGGAACUUGA